CAAUACAACACUUGUGAGCGUUGUUUGUGUCACACAUUCAUCACAACCGACCCAUAGAUGGCGUGACUCUCACUCUCUCUCACAUCCAAUGCUUGCAGUCGUGUAGGGCUUGAGCUCUCAGUUGUGUCCUUUUCCGGCAAACGCUAGCAAUGGGUAUAUCUCGCGAUCACUGGCAUAAACGCCGCUCCACUGGUGGUAAGAGGAAGCCUCUGAGGAAGAAGAGGAAGUUCGAGUUGGGCCGACCCGCCGCCAACACUAAGAUCGGAGCAAAACGUGUGCAUCUCGUGAGGACCAGAGGUGGUAACCGUAAGUUCCGAGCGCUGCGUCUGGACCAUGGCAACUUCGCCUGGCCUUCUGAGCGAACGACACGUAAGACCCGUAUUAUUGAUGUCGUGUACAACGCGUCUAACAAUGAAUUGGUCAGAACCAAGACUUUGGUGAAGAACUGCAUUGUUCUGAUCGAUGCGACGCCUUUCCGCCUGUGGUUUGAAAACCAUUAUUCGGCGCCUUUGGGCCGCAAGAAGGGCAUGAAAUUGACGGAAGCGGAAGAAGAGGUGUUCAACAAAAAGAGAAGCAAAAAGUGUGAAAAGAAGUAUAAAUUAAGACAAAAGGUGGCGAAAGUGGAGACGGCUCUCGAGGAACAGUUCAUGACUGGACGCGCACUCGCGUGUUUGGCCUCACGUCCGGGACAAGUGGGAAGAGCUGACGGCUACCUCUUGGAGGGCAAAGAACUGGAGUUCUAUCUUAAGAAAAUCAAAGCCAAGAAAGGAAAAUAGAUGUCAUUUUUUGAUUUUUCCAAUAAAAUUAUUGAAUAAAAUAUUUGUUUGCUUUAA
This is a messenger RNA of Medioppia subpectinata, 833 nucleotides long. The record is from the annotation of a GenBank genome assembly. Lineage: Eukaryota; Metazoa; Arthropoda; Arachnida; Sarcoptiformes; Oppiidae.